GGCAGCACGUCACUUCCUGUUUCUUUAAGGGAACGUGGCUUUUCCCCGCAGCGCCUGUCUUCGCGUCUGCGUCUCCGCUGCGGCGGCCGGAGCUGGAGUCGGACCCCGAGCGCAGCGUCGCCAUGGACUCGGCCCUCAGCGACCCGCACAACGGCAGCGCGGAGGCAGGCGGCGCAGCCAACGGCACGACGCGGCCGCCUUCCACGCCCGAGGGCAUCGCGCUGGCCUACGGCAGUCUUCUGCUCAUGGCGCUGCUGCCCAUCUUCUUCGGUGCCCUGCGCUCGGUGCGCUGCGCCCGCGGCAAGAACGCCUCGGACAUGCCGGAGACUAUCACCAGCCGGGACGCUGCCCGCUUCCCCAUCAUCGCCAGCUGCACACUCUUGGGGCUCUAUCUCUUUUUCAAAGUUUAUUUUCCAAAUAAAAGUUACACAGGCUCAGUGUUGAAAACGUGGAAAACACAGAAAAGUAAAAAGGGGAAAACAGCAGUCAUCCAAAACCCCACUACCAGAGACAAUCACAGAUUCCCUUUGGAGAUAUUCUCCCAGGAGUACAUCAACCUCUUGCUGUCCAUGUAUUUCUUCGUGCUGGGGAUCCUGGCCCUGUCCCACACCAUCAGCCCCUUCAUGAAUAAGUUUUUUCCAGCCAACUUUCCAAAUCGACAGUACCAGCUGCUCUUCACACAGGGCUCUGGGGAGAACAAGGAAGGUGGGAGGGGCAGCCCCGCCCCGGGGAGUGGACUUACCCGGCCUCUCUGCCCAGAGAUCAUCAAUUAUGAAUUUGACGCCAAGGACCUGGUAUGCCUGGGCCUGAGCAGCAUCGUUGGCGUCUGGUACCUGCUGAGGAAGCACUGGAUUGCCAACAAUCUCUUUGGCCUGGCCUUCUCCCUUAACGGGGUGGAGCUCUUGCACCUGAACAACGUGAGCACCGGCUGCAUCCUGCUGGGUGGACUCUUCAUCUACGAUGUCUUCUGGGUAUUUGGCACCAACGUGAUGGUGACAGUGGCCAAGUCCUUUGAGGCACCAAUAAAAUUGGUGUUUCCCCAGGACCUGCUGGAGAAGGGCCUCGAAGCGGACAACUUUGCCAUGCUGGGACUCGGAGAUAUCGUCAUUCCGGGGAUCUUCAUUGCCUUGCUGCUACGGUUUGACAUCAGCUUAAAGAAGAACACUCACACCUACUUCUACACCAGCUUUGCAGCCUACAUCUUUGGCCUGGGCCUCACCAUCUUCAUCAUGCACAUCUUCAAGCAUGCCCAGCCAGGGGUCUGGCAGCCACCUAGAAAGGCCCUUCAAGAUGAUCGGGUGUCUUCAUUGUACAGAGAGGGAAGCAGUUUAGUCGGGGUCACACGGCAGAGCCGACACCGGGUGGAAUGUCAAGAGCCCUACCACCCAGUUGCUGUCUGGAGCUGUACAUCCCAGCCUCUGCUCAGCACUGACCUUGGAGCAGGCCCCUGGUGCCUUGAGAAUAGCAACCUCACCACCUCCCACAGCAGCCCUUCAGUGGCUCCUGGCUCUCAGGGCCUCGGGGAAGCUAAACUUAUACCACCUCUCCCCUACCCCGCCUCCCAUGGAAGCCCUCUACUUUGCCUGGCCUGGCCUUGAUGAAGACUUAGAGACGGAGAGGUACUUAAAGCCACAUCCUGGCCAACUGUGUGAGGAGUUCCCUCUUCUGAUUCUCUGUCUCAUUGUCUGCAAAGUGGGUGUGAGGAGGCCUUUUGAGAAAUUAAAUUCUGAUAAGUUUAUAUUUGCUUUAUGUUCUGUUCCAUCCAUUUGGGCUUUUUUUUUCUUUUUAAGAUUUUAUUUAUUUAUUUGACAGAGACAGUGGUAGAGGGAACAUAAGUAGGGGGAGUGGCAGAGGGAGAAGCAGUCUCCCUGCUGAGCAAGGAUCCUGGUGUGGGGCUUGAUCCCAGGAUCCUGGGAUCAUGACCUGAGCCGAAGGCAGUCACUUAACCAACUGAGCCACCCAGGCGCCCCAUUUGGGCUUUUACCAUCAUUAUUUUCUUUCUGCUUUUUGGUGUCUUAUUCUUUUCCUGGCUUUUUUUUUUUUUCUUUCCCUUUUUUUUUUUAAGAUUUUGUUUAUUUGAGAGAGGGAGAUGAGAGACCACACACAGAGGGAGAAGCAGGCUCCCCUCUGAGCAGGGAGCCUGAUGCAGGGCUUGAUCCCAGGACCCUUGGAUCCAGAGUGUGAACCAAAGGUUGAAGCUUAACUGACUGAGCCACCCAUGUGCCCCUCUUUUUUUGGCUUCUUAACUUGAAAUCUAAAAUUAUUUCAAGUCUUAUUUUCUAAUAAAUGCACUUAGAGUUAUGUUAUAAAUCUCCAUCUGAGUACUCCUUUGGCUGCCUCUCACAUACUUUGGUGUAGACUUUUGUCAUUGUCAUUCUGUUGCCAUCCAAAAGGCCUAAAACCUGACCUAUGCAAAGCCUAACUCAUAGCAAAUCCCCGAUACAGUGGGAGAAGCUCUGCCACUUUUACAUACCUCAUGUGACCUUGGACAAGUCCUUAUCCCUAUCUAAGCCUCAGAUUAUGUUUUUAGCUCCAAGGGUAGUACGUAUGAAGUAGUGUGGCUCACAGGCCACACAUAGCAGGUGCCAAGAAAUGGUCUGAAGGUCAGGCUUGGUGGGCUCUAGAGCCCUGUUCUCUGACCUCACUUGCCUUAAGAGUGGGGUCUCCUCACCCUUACCCCAGUCAUCUCCAGAACACCCUCUUAACUUCGUGAGCACCCAUGAGGAAGCCAUUUGCUUAGUACUUACCAGGCCCUCUUCUGAACGCCAGGAAUAGAGCAGUGACCAAGACAGUCGGGGACUCUGCCCUCAUGAAGGUGACAGCCUAGCAGCAGAGAGACUGAGGUCUGUAAUGGCAGAGCGAUGUCCCGCUCUGGACUGCCAGAGAAUGCUGCAGGGAAUGGCAAGGGGCCUGGAGGGUAGGCAACAAGAGGGCCUGGCUCCCUGCCAGGGAGGGCUUCCCCACGAAAGUAGGAGGGAAGCAGAAGCCUGAAGGAGGAAGAGUCUAGGCAGAAGUGGGAAGAGCGUCACAAGCAGCAGAAACUGCAUGUGCAGAGGUCCUGUGGCUAGAGGUGACAAGAAGGACCAAAACAUGGUCAUUGUGGGGUGCCUGGGUGGCUCAGUCGGUUAAGCAUCUGCCUUCAGCUCAGGCCAUGAUCCCAGGGUUCUGGGAUCAAGCCCCAUAUCAGGCUUCCUGAUUGGUGGAGAGCCUGCUUCUCCUUAUCCCUCUGCCUGCCGCUCUGCCUAUUUGUGCUAUCUCUCUGUGUCAAAUAAAUAAAUAAAUAAUCUUUUU
Mustela lutreola (European mink) is the source of this 3291-nucleotide messenger RNA. It is a transcript of the gene HM13, whose product is annotated as histocompatibility minor 13. Bases 123 to 1598 code for a protein of 491 amino acids. The record is from RefSeq and is a predicted model, not a curated record. The transcript has 12 exons. Gene Ontology annotation, molecular function: aspartic endopeptidase activity, intramembrane cleaving. Gene Ontology annotation, biological process: membrane protein proteolysis. Gene Ontology annotation, cellular component: membrane; lumenal side of endoplasmic reticulum membrane; cytoplasmic side of endoplasmic reticulum membrane. NCBI's taxonomy places the organism in Eukaryota, Metazoa, Chordata, Mammalia, Carnivora, Mustelidae.